UUCUUUUUCUUUUUGUUGCUUUCUACAUUCAUUCCACAUUCAUUAUUCUCUAAAUUCCUCUUUACUUUCCAAGUCUUUUUUUACCCUGCUGCCCAUUUGUGUAAUGAAACAGGUGUAUGAUGUUGUUCACCAAAACUAAUAUCACCAACACCACCAAGGCUCCCAAAUGGGUUAUCCUAGUCGUAUUUUGUCUCGCCCAGUUUAUUGAUGUCGCCAACCUGUCCGCUGUCAACAUUUCCUUGCCGACUAUCAAGACAGAGCUCCACUUCUCGGAGAACCAGCUGCCAUGGAUUGUCAAUGCAUUCACAUUGACCUUUGGAACUUUUUUGUUGAUUGGUGGCAAACUUGGUGACAAGUAUGGCCAUAAGCGCUUCUUCUUAAUAGGCCUCCUUUGGUUCUCGGUCUGGUCCUUGGUCUGUGGUCUGAGCCAGAGCGUCAUACUUUUAUGUAUCGCCCGUGCGAUGCAAGGGUUAGGCGCUGCUGCUACCAUCCCCAAUGCCUUGGCACUGAUUCAAUUCACUUACACCGAAGAAGUGGAGAAAUCGAGGGCACUCGCUGUGUUCUCAAGCAGCGGAGCAUUAGGGUUCGGCAUUGGUUUGGUUUUGGGUGGUGUCUUUACAGCGACCAUCGGCUGGAAAUAUAUUUUCUACAUAUCAGCUAUUAUGGGCGUAUUGGUUGCUGUGGUCGCAUUUUUUGUGAUUCCAGAGUCUAGUCCUGAACUACGUGCCAAUGUCAAAUUAGAUAUUGCUGGUGCCAUCACUAUUACUGUCGCUUUGCUUGCCAUUGUCUAUGGCAUCUCCGAUGGCCGUUGGUCGUCUGUUCCUGUGAUUAUCUCCCUUGUUUUGGGCAUACUUCUAUUGCUUGCCUUUGUUUGGAUUGAAAAGAAGGUUGUCUCGCCCAUGCUUCCCAUGUCAAUCUUCCGUACCCGUAUGUUUUCUGCGAUGUUAGUUGUGGGGGCACUGUACCAGACUUGGUAUUUAGUUUAUAACUUAUACUGCACCCUCAUCUUCCAGGAGGUGAUGGGCUAUGGAGCCUUGAACACCGCGUAUGCAUUCUUCCCUCUGGCUUUCCCAGGAUUAAUUUUAAACCCUUUAGCUGGUCAUCUGAUUCCGAAGGUUGGGGCCAAACCCUUGCUGAUGCUAGGAACUGGAUGUAUGGCAAUCUCUGCCGCGCUGUUUGCAGUCGCAGAUGCCGAUACAGGAUAUUGGCCUUUGCCAUUUCCCUCAAUGUGUAUUGGCGAAAUUGGUAUUGCAAUGACAUAUACCUCCGCCAUGGUAGCGGCCCUGACUAUGGCUAAGUCUGGCGAGCAUGGGCUUAAUAGCGCCGUAUUCUCGGUGGCUAUGCAGGCUGGUUCUGGUGUCGGGCUCGCCAUAACUAACGCGAUUUCUGAAGCUGUCAUCAACUCAACGGGAAGUCAUCUUAAAGGCUAUCAAGUUGGUUUAUGGGUGGGAUUUGCCGUUACGUUACUUUGCGUCCUGAUUACCUUAGUAUUUGUCCCCUCGAAGGCAACACUAGAAAGGAAAAGAUUGGCUAGGGCAGAGGCUGCUUCUGAGAGGGAAAGAGUCGAGGAUGGUGAAAAUAUAGAAGGCUAUAGAAACGACAUCGAGCAAUCGCCGGGGAAAGAGAAAAAGGAUCCUAUGCUCGAGACGUCUUUCCAGGUCUAAACUGGGGUUAGGGAUGAUAUGUUUUUUCAGGAAACUUUGUUGGCAUGAAGACUUUUUAAGGUCCACAUGAACGCGAGUUUCCUUUUUCUCAUCCCUAGUCUCCUUUGUACUUUAUCAUGUAUUUGUAUUAGUGUUCUCCUCGUUCACACACUGUAUAAAAUAUAAUUUGAU
Messenger RNA from Lobosporangium transversale, 1835 nucleotides. RefSeq names its product major facilitator superfamily domain-containing protein. Gene Ontology annotation, biological process: transmembrane transport. Lineage: Eukaryota; Fungi; Mortierellomycota; Mortierellomycetes; Mortierellales; Mortierellaceae. The transcript has 3 exons. Gene Ontology annotation, cellular component: membrane. The record is from RefSeq and is a predicted model, not a curated record. Gene Ontology annotation, molecular function: transmembrane transporter activity. Bases 117 to 1664 code for a protein of 515 amino acids.